AUGACAACAGACUCACCACCCACCCAAGCCAGCCGCGUUGACCCUGCAACAGAAGACAGAAUGCCACAAAAUGAACACAAUCAUAGCCUCAAAGAUGCAUCUCCAGAUGGUCUGUCGAUUUUGGACUCGGAUUCGUGCAUACCGAUAGCUAUUGUGGGAAUGGGAUUUCGGGGGCCGGCAGAUGCAACGAACGUCGAGAAGCUAUGGGAGAUGAUACUCGCAAGGGGAGAGGGAUGGGGCCCUAUUCCUGCUGCACGAUGGAACGAUACUGCCUUCUAUCAUCCAGAUCACAGUCGGCAUGGCACAGUGAGAUCUAAUUCCGCCUGGGUAUCAAUCAACAGGCUAACAAAACAAAUGAAGAUAAACAUUGAAGGUGGUCAUUUCCUUGAUGAAGACGUUUCAUUGUUCGAUGCGCCAUUCUUCAACAUGACAAGCGAUGAAGCAGCGGCUAUGGACCCGCAGCAGCGACUUCUACUGGAAGUGACAUAUGAAGGCCUCGAGAGUGCGGGCAUCCCCAUGGCCCAGAUCAUGGGUAGCAAGACCGCGUGUUUUGUUGGAUCCUUCUGCGCCGACUACACAGAUCUUCUCCUGCGCGACCCAGAGAGUGUCCCCAUGUACCAAUGCACAAAUGCCGGACAGUCCCGCGCGAUGACCGCAAAUCGGGUCUCCUAUUUCUUUGACCUGAAGGGGCCAAGUGUCACCGUCGACACGGCCUGCUCUGGCAGCUUGGUUGCAUUGCACCUAGCAUGCCAAAGUCUCCGGACUGGUGACGCAUCCAUCGCUAUCGCAGCUGGGGUGAAUCUUGUUCUCAGCCAUGAGUUUAUGUCCACAAUGAGCAUGAUGAAGUUUCUGUCCCCAGAUGGGCGCUGUUAUACCUUCGAUGCCAGAGCCAACGGCUAUGCCAGAGGCGAGGCAAUCGCAUGUCUCAUCCUCAAGCCACUAGCCAAUGCAAUCCGAGAUCGGAACACAAUCAGAGCCAUUAUUCGGGGCACUGGAUCCAACCAGGAUGGGCGAACCCCGGGAAUCACACUUCCCAGUGCAACCGCACAGGAGGCCCUAAUCCGUGACGUCUAUUCCAAAGCUGGCCUCUGCCCGAAAGAUACGGGCUUUGUGGAGGCACACGGCACAGGGACACAGGCGGGCGAUCCCAUCGAGAUCGGGGCAAUAGCUCGUGUGUUUGGGCCUGGCCGUCCUCCUGAUCAGCCGUUGCGGAUAGGGUCUAUCAAGACCAAUGUGGGCCACCUGGAGGGGGCGAGUGGCCUGGCUGGUGUGAUUAAAGCAGUCUUGAUGCUGGAGAAUUGCAUGUUUCUCCCAAAUCGCAAUUUUGAAACCAUCAACCCUCGCAUUCCACUGGAUGAAUGGAAGCUCAAGGUUCAAUUGAAUCCUGAGCAAUGGAAGACCAGCCAGCCGCAUAGAGUGUCGAUAAAUAGCUUUGGAUAUGGAGGAAGCAAUGCUCACGUCAUUGUGGAAGAUGCCCACGGUUAUCUCACCAGUCGCGGUGUGAACGGAAGUUCUCGAAGAAUUUCAAGUCCCUAUCACCAACAAUUAUCAGCGAAAGACAUCGCUACCAACUCAAAUAUACCCAGAGGUCGACUUUUGCUAGUAUCAGGGUUUGACGAGCGAUCCUGCCGGGAGCAGAUUCGGAAGCUCCAAGAAUAUGUAUCCGACAAACGAAAUACAAUCAACAAUGAGGAAAGCCUUUUGGAUGACCUUGUGUUUACUCUUAAUGAGCACCGGUCAAAAUUCUUAUGGAAGGCAGCCGUAGCAGGCCAUUCCAUUACAGAUAUCGCCGCAUCACUCUCUUCCAGUGUCAAGGUGAGGAGUGCAGUGCGCAAACCCAGCCUCGGAUUCGUCUUCACAGGGCAGGGGGCUCAAUGGGCGGGCAUGGGCAAGGAACUACUUCAAGCCUAUCCUGUAUUCCGGGAAUCCAUUGAACGAAUUGAUCGAUAUCUCGCUCGCAUAGGGGCAUCGUUUACCGUGCACGAGGAAAUCUCAAAGCUCCCCGAGGACUCCGAGUUGAGCCAUCCGCUUCUUAGUCAAACCGUGUGUUCAGGACUGCAGAUUGCUCUUGUUGACCUCUUUGCCUCCUGGGGGAUAUACCCAGACUCUGUCACGGGCCAUUCUAGCGGUGAAGUUGCCGCUGCAUAUGCCGCAGGUGCGCUCUGUAUGGAAGAUGCCAUGGCAGUGGCAUACUAUCGGGGCGUUGCAGCCAGUCAGAUAUCAACAGAGCACCAAGCGCGGGGGGCCAUGAUGGCAAUCGGAAUGCCCGCCAACGACGUUCAACACUAUCUCAACAAUCUCAGCUCAGGUAAAGUCGUUGUGGCAUGUGUUAACAGUCCUUCUAGUGUUACUGUGUCUGGCGAUAUUGCCGGAGUCGAUGAACUGGCGCAAAUAUUCAAGGACAAGUCGACCUUUACUCGACGGCUCGCUGUGGAUGUUGCGUAUCACUCUCAUCAAAUGGAACUCGUCAAGAAUGAGUACUUGGAAUCCCUGAGACACAUCAAGCCCCGAAGGGAUGAAGAUACCCCAGGGCACACAGUGCAGAAUCGAUUACCGUCCUUCUUUUCCUCGGUAUAUGGAACAGAAAUUCAAGCGCAAGAACUAGGGCCUGGAUACUGGGUAUCCAACCUGCUCGGGAAAGUGAAGUUUGCAGACUCAUUAAGGGUGUUGUGCUUUGAAACAAGCACUCAGCGCGGCGGCAUAGGAGGAGCCACCGCAAAGCGGACGAAGAGAAAUCCGGCACGCAAGGUGAAUGUGGACUGUCUUCUGGAAGUUGGACCGCACUCGGCACUCUGCGGCCCUAUUAGACAGAUUUUCCAGGCAGAUACAAAACUAAAUACCGCCGAAAUCGUGUAUGCAAGCGCGCUAGUGCGCAAGGGCAAUGCAGUCACGACUGUUCUCAAUGCUGCCGCGACGCUAGCCUCGCUGAGCUACCCACUCGACUUGAACGCUAUCAAUUUUACAGAGAACCAAAACCACAGACCCCCACAACUACUUGUGGAUCUGCCACCAUAUCCCUGGAAUCACACCCGGUCAUACUGGGCUGAGCCACGGUUGAGCAAAAUGUAUCGAAAUCGAGGAUAUGCCCGCACGGAUCUACUCGGUGCCUCCGACAAUAUAUCAUGCCCCUUUGAGCCCCGAUGGCGGAACCACAUUCGAGUGUCAGAAGUGCCGUGGUUGGCCGAGCACCGAAUUCAAUCGAAUAUUGUGUUUCCUGCCGCAGGCUACAUAGCCAUGGCAAUUGAGGCAUUGAGGCAGCUCACACAAGGCGAAGGCAAUGUUUCCGCAUUUGUUUUGCGAGACGUCAUGAUCAAAUCUGCUCUAGUGAUUAAUGAGCUAUCUGCGGUCGAAACUAUGGUUUCACUUCGUGACUCUAAGGAAGUUUCAAUGAAAGGACUAGGUCAGAUGUACCAGUUCCACAUUUACUCUGUGACGGAAGACAACAGAUGGACCGAGCAUUGCACAGGCCAAGUUGGGAGGCAGAGCAGUUUCAGCCUAACUGAUGAAGCUACCAGCGACGAUGCAGACGGUUUUGUCAUGAUCCCUUCCGGUACAGAAGUUCACGGAAUAUCAGCGGUGAACGUCCAGCAACUGUACGAAAGGCUCCAUAAUAUUGGCUUGGAGUACGGCCCGUGUUUUGCCAAUUUGACUGAAGCGCACGCUAGCCAGGAUGGUGCAUGCUUUGCAGAGGUCACCAUCCCGAAUACAGCAGCCGUGAUGCCCAUGUCAUUCCAGUAUCCUUUUUUGAUUCAUCCAUGUACUCUGGACAGUAUAUUCCACAGUGUCUUCGCAGCUCUACCCCCAAAUAUGGGCCUCGAGAAUGGUCCGCCGAUUCCAGUUUCAAUCGAUGAGAUGCACGUGUCCCCCGGGUUGAAUGCAUUAGCCGGCGAGGUCAUGAGUAUCUGCACUCAUGUCCGACAGGGGUCUCGGGGCGACGUCCUCGCAUCAAUCGCUGUGGUAGACUGCAACGACAGGCAGUGCGGGCUGGACUCGAGUAUACUAAUAAGUGGGCUGCGAUGUAAACGACUCGAGCAGGAGUCGGGGGAUACUAAUAGGGCAAAGGAGACAUGCAUAGCCUACAGGAUCGACUGGAAGGCAGACCCAGAAUUUCUCUCGCAGGAGAAUAUCUCACGGUGUUUUCCGCAACACAAAUACGAAAAAGUGAAAUCAGCGCCACGAAAGGAUCAUGAGGCGUGUGCCGCAUAUUUUAUCAGACGUGCACUCGGCGACUCCAGUGAGCCAAGCGAACAAAAGCCGGGCCCUAGAUCCUCUUCGGCAUACAUUAAUUACCUCAAAAGUGGUCUUCAGAUGUAUGAUACAUCUCAUGCAAAUGCACACGACCUUUCGAUUGAAAACGUUCGGUCAUCUGGACCUCUGGGGGAGCUUAUAUGCACUAUAGGCGAGAACCUCGAUCUUAUUUUGCAGAAAGGCAAGGUUGCCAGCUUGAUGGAAAACCCCCAUCUUUGGGAUGCGUUAUGGGAAAAUCUCUCAAAUGGCCUGGGAUACCAAGAAGCCGUCGAAUACCUUGAUUUGAUAAGCCACAAGAAGCCGGACCUCUCCAUCCUCGAGAUUGGAGUUGGAACAGGCCAAGUGGCCAAGACCUUCUUAGAACGUCUUGUCAAUGGUGUUGCCGUUCCUCGUUGCUCGAAAUAUACAUUCGUUCAUGGCGAUAAAUCGAUUCUCGACCACACCAGCCAAUCUCUGGAGCAAUGGGCAGAGCUGAGUGAGUGCAAGCGGUUGGAUAUGGAGCGCAAUCUCCCCGAGCAAGGACUAAGUGAUCAUUCAUACGACGUCGUUGUUGUACCAGAUGGGCUGUACUCAGUGCGUUCAUCUCGACAAACACUGCUUUCGAUUCAUACUAUCCUCAAAGAGUCGGGCACUUUAAUGGUGAUUGACCCUCUACUCAGCACACACAAUGUGCAGGAUGCUCUUCUGUUGGGCGCUUUACACUGCUUAUCUGCGGACGAGCUUCAUUUGAGUGAUAGAGGUGGCUGGAAUGAAAGCCAAUGGAAUGAAAUGCUUCGCGAGGCACACUUCACCGACCCAGAUAUAUUCAGUCUCAAUGAGCAAGAGAGUUCCCGGCUGUUCAUUUCCAAGCCUCAUCGCGUUCAUAGACAACCCAGAAGAAAGCUUUUGAUCAUACGAGAAGAGAAAGAUUGCGGUAUUGCCGUUGAUAUCUUGCAAGGGCGCCUUGUGGGCUGGUCAUUCGAAGUGACUGUCACUGACAUUGCUCACGCACAAGCAGAAGGCCAAAUAUGUCUUGUUCUCAGCGAUUUGCAGGUUCCUCUGCUAGAUCACUUUGACGAAGGUACCUUAGCAAAGGUCAAGGAUAUAUUCUUCCGCAGUGCCGGGGUCUUGUGGGUAACCAGAGGGGGCGCAAUUAAGCCCACUGACCCACGAGCAGGGUUGGCUACUGGCUUCGCAAGAACAGCACGAUCUGAGUCGGGCGUGAGUCCGAUCAUCACGCUUGAUCUCGACUCUCAGAAUCAACUGUCUAAGAAGCGCGCCGCUGAGAUAAUUGGAGAUCUCGUCGCAUCACGCUUCCUCUCCGAAGAUGCAUCAGGGAAUGACACAGAAUAUGCCGAGAGAGAUGGCUCAGUCCUAAUUCCGCGAAUCACGGAAAGUGUGAAGGACAACCAACAGAUCAGGGCAUUUAGCGAGCCAACAACCGUUGUGGAGCAACUUUUCAGAGACCGCGACCAGCCUGUUCGUGUCCCAAAAACCGAUAGACAGCUCGUUAUUGUACCUGAUACGCAGAUGAGCGAACUCCCUGUGGGCUACAUUGGAAUUGAAGUCCAUGCCUUUGGCCUCAGUGAACAAGAUGCUCCCAACAGUUCCGAUGAUGUUGAAUCAGAAUCAAAUCUAGGACUGGAAUGCAGUGGAAUCGUAUACAACAUGGGCGCAGGGGUUCAUGGAUUUUCUGUGGGGGAUCGUGUUGUCUGUCUUGGGGUUGGGACAGCAAGAAGCUAUUACCACGACCGAGCCUCGGCGUUUCAGAAGAUCGACGACGAUAUGCCAUUCGAACUGGCGGCGGCAUUGCCGGUGGCGUACUCGACUGCAUACUAUACAGUCGAUUAUCUGUCCCGGAUCGAAUCGAAUGAUGCGAUACUGGUCCAUGACGCAGCCAGUUGGUGUGGGCAGGCAAUAGUUGAAAUGUGCCGCUUGCGAGACGCCCAGAUCUUUGCGAUUGUCGAGAACCCCGAUCAGAGGACACUGUUAUCCAGCAGAUUUGCCAUUCCAGAGAAGCAGAUCUUCAUUCAAGACAUGGACGACUUUGCUCGAGGAGUCUUGCGAUUGACAGGAGGGAAAAAGGCCAGCGUGGUGAUCAGCUUUGAUGAUGUCAAGGAGCAAGACUUCCUCAAAUGUGUCGCUUCAUUUGGUCAAUAUGUUCAGCUCCGAAGGCACGACACGCCGCAUCAAGACACGCCUUGUCUAUCGAAGAAUAUUUCUUUUUCGACUUUCAAUCUGUUCAAGCUUCGCAAGGAGCGAGGCGACCUCGCAGACCAGAUAUGGUCUAAGGUCUUUCGUCUAUUCCGUGAAGGAAGACUCCGGGGCCCAUCCUCGACAGUUGUAUACACAGUUGACAUAGUCCAAGAGGCGAUAGAUGCAAUUGCAACAGAAAAGCAUGUGGUAGUGACCGCAGGAGCUGACGAUAUUGUCAAGGCAACCCUUCCGAAGAUUUCUCCGGUACUGUUCCAAAGCGAUGCCUCAUAUCUUCUGGUUGGUGGCCUGGGAGGCAUCGGACGUGCAAUCGCUUUGUGGAUGGCGGAGCAUGGCGCUCGGAGCUUGGUGUUUGUUAACCGAAGCGGCUUGGCAAAAGAAGAUGCCAAAUCAACGGUCAAGGAAUUGGAAGACAAGGGGGUUCAAGUGAUGGUGCAUGCGUGCGACAUAUCGGAUGAGACACAAGCCCAGCGAAUGGUCAUUGACACCUCCCGCUGUGCGCCUCCAGACGUCCACAUCGAAAGAAUGACGGCAGAAGAUUAUAACACAGUGUUAGGCCCGAAGUAUGCCGGAACAUGGAACCUGCAACGACACCUGCCACAUGACCUCGACUUUUUCGUCAUGUUGUCUUCAAUCAGCGGUGUUAUUGGAAAUGCAACUCAAGCUGCCUACGCCGCCGGGUCCACCUUCACGGACUCGUUCGCCGCAUACCGGAAUGCGCUGGGUCUCCCAGCAGUGUCCCUGGAUCUUGGGACCAUCACUGACGUUGGGUAUCUGGCAGAGAACAAAGAUCUAGCAGCAAAGAUGGCAAGACAAGGGUUCCAGGGCACUGGAACGUCAACACUGCUAUCACUCGUUCAAGUCGCCAUUUCCCAAUCACGGACGACAGACACAAACUCGCAGAUUGUGACGGGACUGGGCGAAUGGAAAGCAGGCGAGUCACUUGCAAACUUUGAGGCGCCUCUCUUCUCCCAUUUCCGUCGCAAGUACCAAACAGAUACCCAGAUGGACGUGCGGGAUGAUUUCGUGCAGAAACUACGGGAUGGACUAGAGGCCGCGAAAACGAUGGACGACGCCACAUCGAUCAUCUGUGACGCACUCAGCGCGAAGAUUGCUUCGCAUCUGGCUAUCGCCGUUGAAAGUAUCAACCCCUCUAAUUCGGUUUCUGAAUACGGCGUGGACUCCCAUGUGGCGGUGGAGCUGCGAAACUGGAUAUCCAAAACCAUGGGGAAUAGCGUGCCGAUUUUGGAGAUACUGGCAAGUGGCUCGAUGUUGGAUUUGGCAGGGAAAAUAGCAAUACAGCAACGCCGAUGGACAGAGGAAAAAGAGUGA
This is a messenger RNA of Penicillium alfredii, 7773 nucleotides long. Its product is annotated as putative polyketide synthase. Gene Ontology annotation, molecular function: phosphopantetheine binding; fatty acid synthase activity; oxidoreductase activity. The transcript is spliced from 8 exons. The coding region runs from base 1 to 7773 and encodes 2590 amino acids. Lineage: Eukaryota; Fungi; Ascomycota; Eurotiomycetes; Eurotiales; Aspergillaceae. Gene Ontology annotation, biological process: secondary metabolite biosynthetic process; fatty acid biosynthetic process. The record is from RefSeq and is a predicted model, not a curated record.